Messenger RNA from Closterium sp. Naga37s-1, 798 nucleotides. The record is from the annotation of a GenBank genome assembly. Lineage: Eukaryota; Viridiplantae; Streptophyta; Zygnematophyceae; Desmidiales; Closteriaceae.
AUGGCGAUGACACCGCGGGACAUGGAGCUGCGGCUGGUGAACGGCAUGGUGCUGAAGGUGCAGCUGGCGGAGAUGGCGGGCGGCGUGGGGGAGCGCGUGGCGGCUAUGGAGGCGAAGCUGAGGGAGCAGGGCGACGCCAUGGCUGCCAUGCAGCGCGACUUGGCCGAAACGCGCCGAGCCAUGGCCCUCUUCAAGGGGAUGGUGGCGACGGGCGCUUUGGGGGAGGGGGCGGGAAAAGGGAGUGAGUCAGAGGAGGCAGCGGAGGGCAUUGGCGCGCCGCGGACCAACGCUUUUGCUGCGCUGGAAUUGGAGGAGGUGAAGGCGCAGGCUGCGGCGGAGCGGCAGGCGGCGGAGGUGGCGUACGUGAAGGCGACGGCGGCGCACUCGGAGGCGCGCAUCAACGACGUCGAGCUGGCGCUCGCCGCAAUCAAGGAGGGGCAGGCGAAGAAGAUCCGCGCCGAGCGCGAGGCGGGCAGCGCGGGGGAGUAUGCAGAUGCGGAGAGGCGCGAAGGGAAGAAGCGGAAGAGGAACGAGGCGUGUAAGCAGGAGGAAAUGGAAGAUGCUCCUGCAGGGGCUGGGCUUGGGCCUUUCGCCGUUGGCGGUGCGCUUGGAGGAAAUCGUGUUGAGGCGAACAGAAAGGGCAAAGCAAAGGAGGAAGAUAACGAGCUGCAGGGGCUGAGGGCGCGAGUGGAAGCACUGGAGAAAACGAGCGACGGAGGAAGCAAGAUAUGGGAGGUGAGUGCAAACGGGCGGAUGGUGUGGAUGCAAGACGGCGUGGCACUGGCAUGUGGAUUCUAG